This is a messenger RNA of Coccomyxa subellipsoidea C-169, 201 nucleotides long. RefSeq lists its product as hypothetical. NCBI's taxonomy places the organism in Eukaryota, Viridiplantae, Chlorophyta, Trebouxiophyceae, Coccomyxaceae. The record is from RefSeq and is a predicted model, not a curated record. The transcript has a single exon. Bases 1 to 201 code for a protein of 66 amino acids.
AUGGGGCGCAACAGAAUCAGAGUACUAGGGGCUUUGACGCAGCUGCCACAAACCAAGAAGAAGAAAAGAAGGAUCAACCACAGGACACCCUGCACGCUCUCUGAGCGGGAGCCUGCUAUGAGUUUAGUAACUGAAAAACUACCUUGCAUCCAUCAACAGAUUGGCGUCUUGGCCGACACUCUCCGCAUCUCCUCUCGCUAG